Molecule: messenger RNA, 2988 nt
Organism: Paramacrobiotus metropolitanus
Lineage: Eukaryota; Metazoa; Tardigrada; Eutardigrada; Parachela; Macrobiotidae
Product: engulfment and cell motility protein 1-like
Exons: 7
Coding region: 536-2818 (760 amino acids)
Biological process (GO): cell motility; actin filament organization
Cellular component (GO): plasma membrane
Source: RefSeq, a predicted model, not a curated record
AGUACCGGUACUUCCUCCAGCUGUCAACUUCCGGUAGUCAGUAUGCAGCGCGACUGCACGAGCACUUCUCGCAGAAGUUGGGAAUGCUUUCCACUAUAACUUAUUAGCAUACAAUAACAUAUUUCACAUAUAUUUGAAAACUGAUUAUGCAUCGUAAUAUUUUUAUUUUGUUCAGUUGUAGAUGGACAGGCUUUUUUGGAGCACGUUGCUAAUUUUUGUGGGUGCCCUUCCGGUGAAAUGUUACACACUACACAGUACUGCAGACCUCGUGACGCCACUCACUGAGCAUUGCUGCAUGAAUCACUAGACCAGAACGAAAUGUUGUGGUUUUGAAAAAUUUCCUUUGCAUUUCAGGCAGUGAGUACUGUGGACAGCGUUCUUUGAUCUUGAAGGCAUCCUGACUCAAUUAUCCCUUCCCACAUCGAUGGCAGCUGAUGUCGUUCUGCCAUUCGUUCGCCUCUAAUCUGUUCGUUUUUACCCUGUAUCCCUCUCUGCUUUAUCGUUUAUUCAGUUGCCCGUGUGGCGUCCCCUCCCUAUGGAUGCGCAGAACGGCGCGGGGAGUGGCAGUGCGGCGCGUGCCGCCCCCCGUCCCGUGACGACGGUGUCGGGCGGAUCUGGUGAUGGACGGCAGGAGAGCGGUCAGCUGAAGGUGGGCGUCAAGUUCUACGCGGACGAUCCCAGUAAACUGCCGCAGAUGGUCAAACUGGAUUUCACGCGGCCCCUCAGCGCCCUCGUGGAGGACCUGUGCGCCCCCUGGGGGAUCCCCAAUCACCAGGAUUUCGCCCUGCAGCUGCAGGAUCCGCAGAAUCCCUCCCAGAUGAUCUACGUUACGGCUAAGAAUCGCGAUGAAAUUAAAAAUGGCAGUGUUCUUGUGUUGUCUCCCUCGGCAUCGGAGCAAGUCAAGAGCAUCCUGGAGAGUCUGCGCAUGGGAGACGCCACGAAGAAGCGCGCCGCCGUCACCCAGCUGGCGGCCUUAGCGCCGGACGUCACCUUUGCCGAGGAGUUCAUCACGCAGGACGGCAUGGAGUUGCUGGUGACCAUUAUCGAGAAAACGGGCUGGGAUAAAUCCCUCUCCACCGUCCCCUUCAUGAUGCCCGAACUGAUCGGGACGCUGCUGGGCGCCUACCAUGAUCUGAUUGAACUGCACGGGAUCGUCAGCUGGGAUACGGUGGACCAGAAUGUCAUCGCCAAGGUGGCAUCCUAUGUUAACAAGAGUAGUUUCGACCCGGCCACGGUGCAAAUUUCCCUGACGAUUCUGGAAUCGCUUCUUCUGAACAGUUCCAAGCAGGCGUCGGUGGCGCGGGAAAUCUCCUUGCCCCACGUAAUGGAGCAUCUCAAACAGCCGUCACUCCAGCAGAGUAUUUUAUCCCUCAUCAACGCUAUCUUCGCGCGGGGCAUGAACGAUGCGGCGCGGCAGAGUUUGGCACAGGUCAUCCUGUCGUCCGGCACGAGAGAGAUUGUCCUCAAUGAAGUCAUUCCCCUUAAUCAGACACCCAAGCCGGAGAUUGCCAAGCAGCUGUUUAUUCUCCAGAUGCAUCUAAUGAAAGUCAUCAACUUUAGAGUAAUGAACCAUACAUGGGAAACAGAGACGGCCGAGAAGCAUUUGCAAGAUUUGAGAAAAUCCACAGCCGCCGUUCUGGCCGAAGUGCCCAGUUAUCCCAGCCUCACCCGCAAGAAUAGCGAACCGACAGAAGAACUCUCCCGGUUAGGCUUCAAACACACCCGUUCCCCGUUGGACGACCUGAUGCCGCUGCCGGAAGGCGCUCUCGUCCUGGACUGUAUGCAGUAUUUCGCCAUGAAACAUCCCGCCGUCUUCCGGCAAUGGAUCCUGGAGAGCUGCUCCCGUAGUGCCUCCGACUGCCCGUUCCUCUUGGCCAGUCUGCACGUGGUGCGCGUGCUGUUAGAAACCUUCCGGGUGGUGGAAUUGCCGUCGGGGGAGUUCCCGGUGGGCGAAUAUGACCGGGUGGUGUUCACCUCGGAGUAUCCCUUCGAGGAGGCCUAUGUGCUGGGCAUGCAGACGCUGUGCCGGACGUGGAAGGAGAUGAAGGCGUCGGCGCAGGAUUUCAUGAAGGUCAUCGGGGUGCUGAAGGAGAAGGUGGAUUUGUCGUUGCGGGAUCCGCCGGCGCCCGGCUCGGUGGAGGCCUGGCGGGAGCGGGUCAAAGAGUAUACGUACGGGAAGAUUAACGAGAUCAGGGAGGCCAGGAAGAACGCCAAGGAACAGCUGGAGUCCAAGGCGGAACCGAUUGUCCAGUUGAGGGAGAUGCUGCGCUCCGAGGUUUUGGGGCUCAUUACGGAGAAUCGCAUACGGCACAUGCAGGAAGGCACACUCUUCUCGCACUACGAACGCCGCAUGUUCGCCGGGAAGAGCAAAACCUGGAAGUGCAAACUCUCCAUUAACAAGAAACUGCUGCACUACGGUGACGCCGACGAGAGCUCAUCAGGCCAGCUGGCCAAAGUUAUCGGCAUCAGCGAGAUCAAAGCGCUGCUGACCGGGAAGGAGUGUCCGCAUGUCAAGAACAAAAAGAAUUACCACAACGUCGCUUUCUCUCUGGCGCUGAUCGGCGAGAACAAGGCAGGAGAAAAUAAAACCCUGGAUUUUAUUGCGCCCAGUGAGUUUGAAUUCAAUAUGUGGACGGAUGGACUGCGGGUGUUGUUGGGGGAGGAAAUGAGCAGUCCGCUGGCGGCAUCCGACAUGGAGGAGCUGCUGACGUGGGAGAUUAAGAUGCGCUUGUUGGGCACGGAGGGCAUCGCGAUUCCCGAGAAAAUCCCGGAGAUGCCGCCGCUGCCGGACAAUUUUAAUUUUGCUAUUGCAUUGUGAGAGGCUUGUUUUGUUUGGCUGGUUUUGAAUGUUUUUAUUUUUUAUCGUUUGUAAACUUUAAAUUUUUUAAUGUUUUUAGCGUUGAUAUGUUGUACGACCCGGAUCCGCAUUCCGCUGUAAUUGUUGUAAUGUUUACGGUUUCUUUCACGUUUAAAAAUCUCCAGUUAUUG